Sinocyclocheilus rhinocerous is the source of this 261-nucleotide messenger RNA. RefSeq names its product dihydropyrimidinase-related protein 2-like. Gene Ontology annotation, molecular function: hydrolase activity, acting on carbon-nitrogen (but not peptide) bonds, in cyclic amides. The record is from RefSeq and is a predicted model, not a curated record. NCBI's taxonomy places the organism in Eukaryota, Metazoa, Chordata, Actinopteri, Cypriniformes, Cyprinidae. Gene Ontology annotation, cellular component: cytosol. The annotation marks the transcript as partial. The transcript has 2 exons.
CUCUCACAGAGUGACCGACUUCUAAUUAAAGGAGCGAAGAUAGUGAAUGAUGAUCAGUCUUUCCAUGCCGAUAUCUAUAUGGAGGAUGGAGUCAUCAAGCAAAUCGGUGAAAACCUCAUAGUUCCUGGUGGCGUGAAGACCAUCGACGCCCACGGCAGGAUGCUGAUACCCGGUGGCAUCGACGUUCACACCCGCUUCCAGAUGCCCGACCGGGGAAUGAUAGCAGCUGAUGACUUCUACCAGGGCACACGAGCUGCUCUC